CACAAACUUCUGAUUCUGUUACUGUUUGGUAAAUUGUAGUGUGUUCGUUUCUCUAUGUUUCAAUGAACGAUUCAAGUUAUGAUUGGCUUAACAGCACGUUACAACGAUCCAACGAACAAGCAAAAUGCGUGUUGCGCAAAGUGAAGUCACAAAAUAUUAAUUAUACGAGAAAGGACCAUUACAAAACGACUUCAUUUAAGGAAACUUGUAAAGAUACAACACUGGAUGAAGCAUAUGGAUCUGUUAUGAAAUCUCUUGCAAAAUCAACGCAACUCUGCUUGGACUAUUAUGCAAAAACAAACCAAUCUUCCCUGAACACGCAUGAAAGGAGGUUCUGUUCUAAAUACUUGUCGUCCCUACACCAAAAUAAGAAAAUUCGAUUGAAUUGACAAAAUUAAGUUUAAAAAAGUGUGAGCAACAAAAUAUGUGCGAAGUGCCAUGAAAAAAAGGAUUCAUUUUGUCAAGCUUUUACCAGUUUUUAUCACGUUGUCUUUGUUCUAAAUACUUACACUUACACCAAAAUAAGAAAAUUCAAUUAAAUUGACAAAAUCAAGUCUAAAAAAUAAGAGCAACGAAAUGUGUGUGAAGUGCCAUGAAAAAAAAGGAUUUAUUUUUGUCAAGCUCUUGCCAGUUUUUAAUCACCUUGUCUGUGUAUGUAUUUUCAAUUUUACUGUUUCAUCACUUUGUAUGUACCAUGUCUGAUUGCACUUUUAAAUAAAAGUAAAAUAAAUAAAUUAAAAUAGUUUCCGAA
Ciona intestinalis (vase tunicate) is the source of this 751-nucleotide messenger RNA. The record is from RefSeq and is a predicted model, not a curated record. NCBI's taxonomy places the organism in Eukaryota, Metazoa, Chordata, Ascidiacea, Phlebobranchia, Cionidae.